AAAACGCGCAUGCGUCCGUAUCCGUUAGUCUCAACAGUAGCUUAAUAGUAGAAAUGACGCUUUAACCUCGAAUUUAUUGGUCUUUUCCAGUAUAAACAAAACACUCAUCCCACACUUAUGUAUAGUUAAUAUUUCAAUUUUCAAAUACAAAUGUAAACUUAGGCGUCUUAACGUUAAAAAAAAUAACCGCGCCGGUAUGAUAAUAAAAAUUACCAAAUCUCUGCCUCUCUGGAAAGGACGACGCGAUUAUUGGAAAUUCUCAGUGUAUAUCGCGAACGGUGUUUUAACUAAUGUCCUGAACCCAGAUGUUAAUUGUAAUUAAAAUUGCGUUGGUCUUGUUUUCUCCUAGAACGCAAGAAUCGCGAUAAUUGAAAUUAGAAAAUCAAAUUUAAACUCUAUAUUACAGACUGAAGUAAAAUUUCCAUUGUCUUAUUCUCAACGCCGUGCUAUCGGUAUUGUACCUAUAUAUACACGAUAUUUGCUCAAUUUUCAAUUAGUCCUUUAUCAAAUAGUGCGUAGAAAACUAAAUAACAAUAAUAUUAAACUUGACGCGUACCUCAAAAGUAAAUAUUCUUACGUACAAUCAUGGAAAUAUGGUGGUUUUCCCGUGUCGUGGCUUAUCAUCCCUACGCUAUUCUUGCCGCUGUUUUCGUCUUCUCUUCAACUUGUUUGAUAGUCCCGUUAACUACUAAAAAAUUCCCGGACUUUUCCGACCCACAAUUAGGUUUCGAAGCUCGAGGAACAGUCUUGGCAUCGAGAUUAACAACAUGGCAAAAUUUAAUAGAAGCAAUCAGGCCUCGAGGAAAUCUUAUCGCAAAUCCUCUGGAAUAUUAUCAUCAUAUUUUUCAAUCUAUGAGCCUAAAUGAAACAAGUUUAACGACUCACAACGCGACAACUCAGAUAACUGUGGAUAAAAAGACUCGUAAAAAGGGUAAAAACAAGGGUAAAAAAUAUGGAAAGAAUAAAAAAAAUAUGGAUAGAGAGGAGGAAGAUGUGAAAAAAGACAAAUGGAUGGUGCUAAAGGAGUUGGAAAAGAAACAGAAUUUCCAUUCCGACAAUUUAGAGACCAUAAAGAGUCAUGUCCACCUUGAAAGCGACGGCUUCUUUUGUAAUCCCCCGACUGCCGCCUAUGCUCGUAUUGUCCUCAGAUCUGUUUCUGGUACCGAGAACUUAUGGUCUUUGGAAGGAAUACUGGCUCAGUGCCACAUCGACGCUGCGCUACGCGCCAACAACGAAUUUCCAUCUUUGUGCCAAACCCAACUCCAAAAACAGCACGAUGAUACAGAAAAAAAAUGCUGCCGAAGCUGGUCACCGGCUAACUAUGUGGCUUUACUAUCGAACAGAACCUCUUGCCUGGGUGUUACGGAGAGCGAUUUGAACAGAGUCAAACUCUUGCUCAAUCGGUGUGCUCAUUUUUAUCACAACCUUCAGCUUACUCCAGACUGCGCUGAUGACUCCAAUUGCCAAAGGCGCGUGACCCCUGAUUGCUAUUUGCACAAUGCUCCGUAUCACCUUCUCUAUUAUCUUCUCGAUACCGAGUUUAUACCCGCUUACAAUGGAACCACGUCACCGAAACUAAACACAACUCUGAACUCCGCCAUGCUUUUCUUACCAAUGGCUGCCAGUUCUGCUACUCUUGACUUUUAUCGAGGACUAAACCAGGACGAGUUAACUUACGGAAAAUUCAAAGUACAGGGAAUGCAACUGGGACUGAAGAGCACGCUCUUUGAUCGUCUUUUGGUUUCAGAUUCUUGUCUGCUCCUUGCAGGCUUUGCAUUUGUCACAGUUUGCAUAUGGGCAUAUACCAGCUCAAUUAUACUGACGGUAACAACCAUACUUGCCGUUCUCUUCAGUCUUGGCAUAUCGUACGCCUUUUACACUCUCGUUCUGCGGAUAAAUUUCUUCCCUUUCAUGAAUUUGCUGGCUAUCGUCGUUGCUGUUGGAAUUGGGGCCGACGAUGCCUUCAUUUAUUGCAAAGUAUGGGAAUGCGGGAAGCAGAAGAAACUGACGGGCGGUGGACUGGUCAGUCUGGUCCAAGAAACGAUGAAACAUGCUGUUCCAUCUAUGCUGGUCACCUCACUGACUACAGCAGUUGCUUUCUUUGCCUCUAUAGUCAGCAACGUCACGGCCAUAAAUUGUUUCAGUUUAUUUUCCGGAAUGACUGUGAUAGCCAAUUUCUUUUUGAUGGUGACCUGGUUACCGGCGAGCGUUGUUGUCUCCGAACACUGUCACCUCACCUUAUUAUCGCCAGCCAAUUUUAUUGUGAGGAAAAUCUACCGCCCCCUCAGGCUCUUCCUUGGUAAAGUAGCCACUGAUUUUGGCAAAGUACUUUCCAGAAUCGCAAUCGAGUUGAGAUGGUUCUGGCUAGUGAUCCUUGGAUCCACAGCUGUUGCUGCCAGUCUAGUUGUCUUUCGAUAUCCAGGCCUUCAGCUGCCAGAUUCCCCUGAUUUCCAACUGUUCGAUAGUUCUCACCUCUUCGAAAAGUAUGAUUUGGUUUUCUCGCAACGAUUCUGGUUCGAAAAGCUAGAACUGGGAGAUGGGGGUGAAGUUUUACCUUUGAGAUUUGUUUGGGGAGUAAAACCCGUGGACAACGGGAACCACUUGGAUCCAGGAGCGAGAGGAACGUUGGAAUGGGAUGAGACCUUCGACGUAUCGAGUCGGAAGUCGCAGCUCUGGCUGCUGCAAUUCUGUCGUAGUCUAAGAAUGCAACCGUUUUAUAGAAGUACUUUGGGUCCCUUACUCCCAAACUGCUUCAUUGAAUCGCUAAAGGCUUUUAUGCAGCGGCGUUGCGUGGAUCCCAUAGAUCCGCAAAUAGAUCGUUCCCCGUGCUGCGAAAACAGUACUUUUCCCUACUCUCCAUCUGUCUUGGAACAUUGCGCAGCUGAAGCGAACGCCGAUCUAUAUCGCACACCUUCUGACCUUUGGGGAGGGGAAUCUUCCACUUCGGCAGGACUAAAGUUCCUCAAAGAAGACGUUCACCUUACUUUGAAUAACACCAAACGGCCUCAACCCAAAAUCAAAGCCCUAAUCAUUGAAUACGACAGCAAUUUCACGUACAGUCUCUCAUUCACAGAAAUGGAUCAGUUUUACCGUCAGGUUGAAGGCUGGAUGAAGGAGCAACUGCUAAACGCACCAUCCGGGAUGCGAGGUGGUUGGUUCAUCAGUAGAUUAGAAUUUUACGAACUUCAACGAACUCUUUACGAGGGUACGCUGUGGGCUAUGGGAGUAUCGAUGGUCUUAGCAUUGGUGGUGUUAGCUCUAGUCACACUCAAUAUUCUAGUCAGUUUGUACGCAAUCAUUGCAAUUGGAGCGGCGAUAGUUGUCACAGUCGCGUAUCUGAUUCUGGCUGGAUGGAGGAUGAAUGUUCUCGAAAGUGUUGCGGUAUCCACAGCAAUUGGUCUUGCGGUUGACUUCAGUCUGCACUAUAGUGUCAGCUACAGAGCUUCCACCUCCGAGGAUAGAGUUGAUCGGGUAAAAACAGCACUCGAGCAAAUGGGAGGACCGACACUCAUGGCAGCUGUAACCAGCGGAGCUGCUGGCGCGCUUAUGCUUCCGUCGCAAGUCUUGGCUUACAUACAAAUCGGAGUUUUUCUAGUUGUGGUAAUGGGUGUGAGCUGGAUUUACGCUACCCUAUUUCUCUGCCCAAUUCUGGCUGUUGUGGGACCAUCGCAAGGCUUUGCUCAGUACCAGUAUCCGAGAUUUUCCACGUCGUGGUUUCGUUCGAGAUUUCGUAAGGAUGUAGAAGAGACUGCGACGGGUGUUACGGAGAACCGUAAAGCCAAGGGACGAACCAGGAAACAAAACAGGGAACGAGAGCGCGAGCGAGAAAAGGAGCGCAGAAAAGGCAGAGGGAUGCUGUCGGAAUCCACACUCAGCACGUCGAGCACCGUUUGCCAAUUUCAUUGCGGCGAGCUGGAAGUCCUUGCUGGGAGAGGACCGCCGUCGCCAUCGCUGCCGCCGUCCCCAUCCUCGACUCUGUUGUACCUCGAGCCUUCGCAAUCAGGUCCUUCGUCAAGUAGAAAUAACAAGAGAAAACCGAACAACGAACUCGACUAAGUGGAUCGGAUAUACGUCUUUCUGCAAUCAUCCGCUGUUCAAAUGGUAAGUCAAUAAGAGUCUAACUGAAGUAGUAAAGCUUACUGAUGAUGAGUCAAUGUCGUAAAAGAAUCGUUGACAAAAAACAACUGACAAAAAAAUUUGUGAUUGUAUCGUGUAAUACUAAUUGUGUAUACGUAUGUGAUGGUAAAGAUGUUAGGAAAAAAACAACGAUGUACCUAACUUAUAAAUAUAAUUAGUGUAUAAAGUCUUUGUUGGCCGUGAUCUCAAGGCUGAGGAUAUUAAUGUAAACAAUAUUGUUGUUACACUAACUUCAGGUUCAGUUGAGAUUUUAUUCGUACGUUGAAAGUUCAAUCAUUGUGAAAAAUAGAAAUUCAUGUUACAGGGAACUUGAAUCUAGCUGAAAACUAGUCGUUUCUAGAGAAAACAUCUGAAUGACUAAAAUAAUAUUAAUAAAAAUUUCAUAUUAACAGCCUGAAACAAAUUUUUAUGAAGUGAGACGUAGGAGCAGAUUAACGUUAAAAUUUCCAAUAUAUAUAUAUAUACAUGUUAUGUAUAUACAUACAUAUACACAGAGAUAUAUGAUAUAACUUGAGUUAUUACUACGUGUUGUUACAUGAUCGUAUGUAUAUAUGUAUACUAUAUUGAUAUUAUUUCACUGCGACGUUACGUAGACUUUGUAGACUAUGGUGACAAAUUAUUGCGAAAAUGUCGCCUAUACUGUUAAAACUACGUUGCGAAGCAGUUCACUUAUGUUCCUAAUUUGAACGUCUUAAACGGUGCAACAAGCCAUGUGAUGUUGAAGCAGGUAUUCAUACCUUAAUAUGAUAUAUUUUCAAAGGACUGGUGAAUGUAUUCUAUAUCAGUCUUCAAAUAACAUAAUUUGCAUGUGACGAUGGUAACGACGGCCUCUGAAAAAGUGACGUCUUACAGAUCCUAGCUUAAUUUUACCUGAUUUUAGAUAUUUCGAGAGAGCAGUAUACCUUCUUCUUGUAACUCGUGA
Diprion similis is the source of this 5059-nucleotide messenger RNA. Its product is annotated as protein dispatched. Bases 586 to 4056 code for a protein of 1156 amino acids. The transcript has 9 exons. Gene Ontology annotation, cellular component: membrane. The record is from RefSeq and is a predicted model, not a curated record. NCBI's taxonomy places the organism in Eukaryota, Metazoa, Arthropoda, Insecta, Hymenoptera, Diprionidae.